CAAAAUAAAUGAGAUAAGGAAUUUAAAAAAAAAACACAGAGUGAGAGAUGUUUGUGUGCAGUCUGCCGCAGGACAAAAUUGCCAGCUCAGAAAGGAAGAGGAAGGCUCUGAGACGGAACGAGAGUGAACGGUGCUCUUGUUAUGCAUUUGCUUAUGUUGUGUGCGUGCCAAGACUUCAGUAGAAUGCCUGGAGAAUUGGGAAAAUGGUCGUCGAGAUUCCUCCUUUUUACGCCCUUGGUAUUCCCUCUCUGUGAAUAUAUUAAGACAAAGAUGAUUGACAGGUCGAUGCUGGAAGCAAUGCAGACAUUGGAGGCCGCUGAACUGGAGGCAUCAAAGAACGAGCCGGAGAUGCCUGGGCAGGGAGCGGGAGCUAUAGGCAUCUCUCCGGAGAUGUCUUCCCUGUGUGCAGCAAUCAACUACAAGAAGGACGGCAACGAUUGCUUCUACAAGCGUAGAUACGUGGAGGCCAUAGAUUUGUACAGUAAGGCCAUCGAGAAGUGCCCCAAGGAGCACACCGAGCAGUUGGCCAUCUUCUAUCAAAACCGUGCAGCCUGUCACCAGAUUCUCCAGAACUGGACUCAAGUAAAGAAAGAGUGCGCUAAAGCGCUGGAGUACAAUCACCGCUAUGCCAAGGCCUAUUACCGUCGGGCACGUGCAUACGAGGCCACCAGUGACCUCGAGAAGUGCCUGAUCGAUAUCACAGCCACGUGUCUUUUGGAGGACUGCAGGAACAAGGAGACCAUUAAGCUAAGGGAUAGCGGGAAAAAGAAGUUGGCCACUGCCGAUGCCAAAAGGCGAAUGGACAACCUGGGAACAGCUCUGCCAUCAAAGCGCUGCAUUCCUCCCUUGCGCGGGUUACUUCGCGCCCACCGUGCUUUCAUCGAAGAGCGGUUCGAGGAUGUUAUCUCCGCCUGCACCGAGGAGAUUGAAUCAGCCACAGAGGCUGACUCCCAGUACAAGUUGCAGGCCCUGUUCAUGCGCGGCACACUCCAUCUACUUUGUGGCUCCACCCAUGAGAGCAGACGGGACUAUAUGGCUGUACUCGCCAAUCUCAGCGCGUAUGACAAUUUGCGUAUCUAUACGCAAGUUAGGUGUGCAAUGUACGAUAGUACCAUACCAUAUCUGGAUAUACCUAAUGCUUAAAAAUUCUUCUUAAAAUGUAUAUGUAUA
Drosophila obscura is the source of this 1170-nucleotide messenger RNA. Its product is annotated as mitochondrial import receptor subunit TOM70-like. The transcript has a single exon. Gene Ontology annotation, molecular function: protein binding. The coding region runs from base 142 to 1143 and encodes 333 amino acids. Lineage: Eukaryota; Metazoa; Arthropoda; Insecta; Diptera; Drosophilidae. The record is from RefSeq and is a predicted model, not a curated record.